This is a messenger RNA of Vespula vulgaris, 672 nucleotides long. RefSeq names its product ninjurin-A-like. Gene Ontology annotation, biological process: tissue regeneration; cell adhesion. Gene Ontology annotation, cellular component: membrane. NCBI's taxonomy places the organism in Eukaryota, Metazoa, Arthropoda, Insecta, Hymenoptera, Vespidae. The record is from RefSeq and is a predicted model, not a curated record. The transcript has a single exon. Bases 1 to 672 code for a protein of 223 amino acids.
AUGAAUGAACGAACGAACAGUGAUCAAGAUGAAAUUUUAUAUAUGGAUGAAAUUCCGGAUGAGAGUUUGCAACCGUUAACUCUCGAAUUAAAAAAUCCAUUGCCACGCGUGGAGCCGCGACUCGGUGCACUUUUAGAAACAGACAACACUUAUAAUCCACGACCAACUUCGGGUCCAGAGAUAGACGAUCUAGAACCUGGUAUUCUUUCACGGCCAGGUGAUAAAGGUAUCGACGACGGUCUUAUACCAGAAACAUCGUUUGGACAACCGAACUACCCUAGCGGACAACAUCCCUUUUUUCCUCAACCACCGAUUCAACCGAUACCGGAUGUGAACAUUUAUCAGCAUAAAAAGACUCUUGCUCAAGGAAUGAUGGAUUUAGCAUUGUUAUCAGCUAAUGCUAAUCAAUUGCGUUAUGUUCUACAAACCGACGGUCGGCAUCCAUAUUAUUAUCCUUCAUUGACAAUGAUUACUUCCAGUUUACUCAUUCAAGUUGUAGUUGGAAUUGGAUUAAUUUGGAAUAGUAGAUACGAUGUAAAGGUCGACGCGCAAAUGUGUAAAGCUGAAACAGCUAAUAAUUGGACUGUUAUCGGUAUAUUUCUCGUCACGGUUCUCAAUGUUUUUAUUUCAUCGUUCGGUGUAAUUGACCUGAUAACGACUCCCACGUCGUGA